AUAUUAGCCGCGUUAUCACAGUGUACUACACUACAUGAAAAGUAGGGGUGAAUUUUUGUUUUAUUCCUUUAUUUCAUAGUGUGGGGUAUCGUUGGAUAGGUAUUUAAAAGGUAUGAGGGGUUUUUUACCAAUAUUUUUCGAUUUACUUAUUCGUUUGGAAAAUAUUAAGCUUUUAAGACAAACUUUUGUCAGAGUCAAGUGUCCCCUCCCUCUACCGGCUAAACAGUUGUGUAUGAAUUCAUGAAAAAAUUCACGAGAGUAGGAUAUAUUAUGUACAAUGAAAUAAUAAGGAUAAUUAUAACAGCUAAGUAGCAAUUGCUGUUUAAAGAGUAAUAGCCGACCAACUUGAAAAACGUAAUUGGAAAUCGAAAAUUGUAUACAAUUAAAAAGAUAAAGUUGUCAGUAAGAUAACUCAGUGUCUGUUAAAAUAAAACUAGAAAACUGAUAUUUGAUAUGAGUCUGUAUAAUUAUUACGACUAAAGUGGUAAACUAUCAAUUAAAAAUAAAUUUAGGGUUGCCUACAUGCAAAGUGAAGAUGAAUAUUGUUUCGUCUGUCUCAUGGUGUGGGGUAUCGUUAUCGGUAUUUUUGUGCAUUACACAAACGGUUCAUUUAAUUUACGGAACCCUACACUGCGCGUGGCCCGACACGCACUUGGUCGGUUUUUAUGUUUCGAAUUCGGUUAAUUUUUUUGUGUAUUUUUUUUUAAUUAAAAGAAAUGGUUACCUAUUUGUGAUGCUAACAUUAACUAGAGAUUAGCGCAUUUAACUAAACAAUCAAACACCAUGCACCUGAGGGCACUGGUCACUGGUCACCGGUCACCGGUCACUGGUCACCGGACACUGGUACUUAAGACAGAGGCCAACCCAGUUUAAGGGCCAGGAUGCCUUUGUCGUUCUAUACUGAGUAUUUACGAACUAACACUUCUUUCUCACAAACUCCUCAGCUUUAUUAUACUUAUAGAGUAGGUUUAAUUAUAUAAGUAGAUUUAUAUGUUUAAGUAAGUAGUUUAGUAUGUACAGAUACAACUUUUCUGACGUCAUCGUAAGCAGCAAACAUUGAAACGUUCGGAUUCCAGGCAAUCGAAUGAACCGGCGCCGGCGGUCUGUACUAAAUAUAAAUCCGUGGUGUCUUUUAUUUUUUUUAAAGUAACCGGGCAUCAAAACAAAAAGGAGCGUGGAGAUGCGACAAAAAAGCUCAUAAAUGCGUGUACAUAUGGCGUCGCUCGAGUGCGAACGGGACGGGGACAGCCGACGCAUCGCAUAGGAAACGUUCACUGGGAACCGAUGUAGCGGCGAGCGGCGAGCGGCGAGCGGCGCCAUUCCUGCCGCUGCCCCUGGCCGACGGGCCACGGGCCGAGCUGCUCACUGCUCACUGCUCACGACUUGUAUGUUACUCAUUGUGCUGUGGAACAUUCGGUCAUGGUCAGCGUCGGAGCCGGCCGCCGCUGAGUACAGUCGGUACUCAGUACUCACUAUUAUUUUCUAUCUUAUCUAACAAACAAACAACCUGCAAUGGUCAGACAUGCCAACAUUAUAUUAUGUGGUGGAAAGUGUGAAAAUUGUCGCAGUAGGUUUCGGCAUUCUUUCAUGCCUUGGAGAGGAGCCAUUUAAGCCUCGAGAUGGAUCCUUGCCGUUUUUGGUGUACUUCAGCUCCCGCUACCGAGGGUUGUGCGUGGGCUCGCUCGUGUCGCGCACGGCCGUGCUCACGGCGGCGGUGUGCGUGGUCGACCCGCUGCUGCCCGCCCACGACGCGCGCCCCGUCAACGUGGUCACCGGCGCCACCUACCGGCACCCGCGGCGCGGCAUUCGCGUGCAGGUCACCAAGAUCAUUAUACCCAAACUAAGCAAUACGACGGGAGAAAGGGCCUACAUGAUCCAGAAGUCACCGGCUGUCCUGCUGCUCGCGAGGAAGGUACCAGAUUUGCUCGCAGAGAUACCCCUGCGGCCUGUUGAGGUAGACUACAGAGGAGAGGAAGCACUGUCCUUGCAUGAAGAAUGCUUGAUGGCGGGCUGGCAUUUCUUUUACAAAGGGGAUAAGAUCUACCCAGUCCAUAAGUUCCUCCUGCAGCGCAAUGUCAGGGUGCAGUUCCUCAUCAUCGUGAAGAAGAGCCUCUGGUGCGACACCAUCUCCCUCAAGUUCCAGAAUGCGAUGACUAACCUGGGCUACACUGGUGACUUCGACAGAUCUGUCUCUAUAUGUGUUAGAGAUCCCAAUAGAGAGGCUCAACCUUGUCAUGGUAUGUACGGUGCGCCGUUGGUUUGCAAGGGCAAGCUGGUCGCACUGUUGAUGGCCCCGGACGCGCAGUGGACCAACUGUACCGGACACAGCAACUUGGUGCAAGUGCUCAGUUCGCCUCACGUGCGGAGCUUCAUGAACUGUGUUAGCAGGUUAGUAGAUAUGAGUCAGUGUAUGUAUGGUGUGUUGCGAGCUUUGUGUGCAAGGGCAAGCUGGUCACACUGUUGAUGGCCCGGACGCGCAGUGGGCCAACUGUACCGGACACAGCAACUUGGUGCAAGUGCUCAGUUCGCCUCACGUGCGGAGCUUCAUGAACUGUGUUAGCAGGUUAGUAGAUAUGAGUCAGUGUAUGUAUGGUGUGUUGCGAGCUUUGUGUGCAAGAGCAAGCUGGUCAAACUGUUGAUGGCCCGGACGCGCAGUGGGCCAACUGUACCGGACACAGCAACUUGGUGCAAGUGCUCAGUUCGCCUCACGUGCGGAGCUUCAUGAACUGUGUUAG
Molecule: messenger RNA, 2735 nt
Organism: Bicyclus anynana (squinting bush brown)
Lineage: Eukaryota; Metazoa; Arthropoda; Insecta; Lepidoptera; Nymphalidae
Exons: 7
Coding region: 1523-2464 (313 amino acids)
Biological process (GO): proteolysis
Molecular function (GO): serine-type endopeptidase activity
Source: RefSeq, a predicted model, not a curated record